AGGAGAGUCUUUCUCCUUCUAGUCUAGGGUUUGAGAGGAGGCUUUUUGUCACCUCAAGGGAGGAAAAUAAAAAAUAAAAAAUAAAAAAAAUAAAACAGAAGGCACAGUCUUUAACAGAAAUGAAUAGUGUUAUGAUUCUUGUGAAGAAAGUAGAAAAGAAGUCAGAGAUAGUAAAGGGAGACUGGGAGAGGGGCUUUAAGCUUGUGAAGCAGAACUACCUGCAAAACUGUCAAGCAGAGGUUGAGAUGGAAGUUGUUCCAAGAGAGGUUGAUAAUGCUUUUCUGGAAUCACCAAUCAUGUUGCUGACUGGUCAUCAGAGUGCUGUAUACACCAUGAAGUUCAAUCCUGCUGGAACUGUUAUUGCAUCUGGGUCUCAUGACAGAGAAAUUUUCCUUUGGAAUGUGCAAGGGGAGUGCAAAAACUUUGUGGUGCUAAAGGGACAUAAGAAUGCAGUAUUGGAUCUUCACUGGACUACUGAUGGGACCCAGAUAAUUUCAGCCAGCCCUGACAAAACCUUGAGAGCAUGGGAUGUGGAAACUGGUAAACAAAUUAAGAAGAUGGCAGAACACUCUUCCUUUGUGAAUUCGUGCUGUCCUUCACGCAGGGGGCCACCGCUUGUUUUCGUGAACCUCGUCGCCAUGGCUUUCACACUCCAUGAUGGUGGCGGCGGCGACGGCAAACGGUAUCAAAAAGUGCAGACCCACUUAUUGCUAAUGACAGGCGGGUUCUUGUUCCUGAUCUCGUUGCUGGGGCUGAACGCUACAUUGCGCAGAAACAAUUUCGUGGUUCCCAUCUAUUGGACCCCGAUGUUCUUCCGCAUCGUGGGACUCAUCAUCUUCGUGGACUUUACCACAUUCAUUAUUCUGGUUACAAAAGAUGCCGCUAGAAAAGAGUUUUCCAGAAAAGGGUGUUCGCAGCAUAGGACCGUUGAUUACACCAGUUAGUUGAAGAACCAUUUUAGCAAUGGGAAGAAGAAGAAUCUGCUUUGGAGUUUGCUUGGUGAACACCCAUAUCUGUUACCGCGAUACAGGUAUUUGUUUAAAAAAAAAAGGUUAUAUUUUUCCGUCAUGUGAAAUUUGGUUUGAUUCUUUGAUGAAAUAACUGACAUUUAAAGUG
This is a messenger RNA of Rubroshorea leprosula, 1116 nucleotides long. The record is from the annotation of a GenBank genome assembly. Lineage: Eukaryota; Viridiplantae; Streptophyta; Magnoliopsida; Malvales; Dipterocarpaceae.